GGAUGGUAUAAAUUUGGGCUGCAGAACGGCUAUGGCAGCAUUAGCAAUCGAAAGUUCGUCGAGAGCAGACACACACACCCACCACUGCAAAUCAGCAUAUCGCCAUGGAACGGAGCCAUCUUUAUUUGCCCACUCUGAGCUACGCGGCCAUGGGUCACGUAUACGCCCCGUAUCACGGAAGCAGCUCACCCGCAUUGUCAUCAUCAUCCUCUGCAUCGUCAUCGAGGCCAGAACAGAUCGAGGAGCUGGUGUCCCAGCAGUUGCACCAUCUCAAGAUGCACUACGCCGACGAGGAGCAGCGCUACGUGGACCAGAUGCUGCUGGAGAAUCCCAUUGUUGUGGAACGCCGAGCACCGCCACCGUUGAAAACAGAGUUGGCCAUGGAACAGGGAUCGGGUUCUGGAUCAGGUUCCGGAUCGGACAUGAAGGAUGCCCAACGUCAGCGGGCCGAGUCCUGCCGCAAGUCCCGAUACAACAACAAGAUCAAGAAGGCCAAGCUGCGCUUCCGGCACAAGUUCGUCAGCGGUCAGCUGAAGAAGAGCGCCGUAAUGUUGGACACGAUGCGGGAUGUGAUUGCGCAGGCGGAGCGGCAGCUCCUCGAACGGGGAUUCCCCGCCGACGCCCUCGAGCGCAUGCGCACCACUUUCGGCUUGGCCAUGGAACAGUGAUACAUAUCACUGGAAGCAUCGUAUCAGCCGGCGAAUAUACAUAUACCGGAGUACCGGAGAGUAGGAAGACGCAUCACUGACUAGUCCAGCAUUAGCCACACCAAUUUUUUUUUCUUGUUGACUAUAUCUAGUAUUACUCUAAGCGUAUUAUUAAAUUUUUAAAUAAAGUUAAGAAAUAUUACGAAAA
Molecule: messenger RNA, 855 nt
Organism: Drosophila suzukii
Lineage: Eukaryota; Metazoa; Arthropoda; Insecta; Diptera; Drosophilidae
Gene: sisA
Product: sisterless A
Source: RefSeq, a predicted model, not a curated record